AUGAGAUACUCUCUAAUCUUGGCCCUUUGGACUGUGGGGGCUCUUGGUGGCCCCUGCAAUCCAGCCGAAGCAUCAGGAUCUGCCCUCACUUCUGGAGGAGUACCUGAUGAAUGCCAUGCUGAGGUUGCCGAAACUUCAUCUGCUCCAGUCGCUGUGAGCUUGUCAAACGAGGAUGUUGCGGUUGAGACUUCAAUCCCAUCAGACUCCCAUGAUGAUGGAAACGGUGAAGUAUCAGUGUCUAUUCCUGCCACCGAGACUAGCCAGGCUUUCAACGGAGCAGAAGACUCUGGACUUCCUUCUCCUAAGACUUCUCUAGUCGACGCUGGCAAUACCGACGUGCAAGAUCAACCCACUGAUGGUCAGUCAAACAACAAUGGAGACGUACCUGUGGCGACUAGCUCAGGAAGUUUCGACAAAAACCAGUCAGUGACAAUGCCUGUCCCGGGUGACUCUAACGACGGUGAGGCUCAAUCAACUACCCACGGAGACGAUGCCACUUCCAAGCCUGUUGAAAAUACCGGAUCUUCCCAGGUUAAUGACCAAACCUCCAACCACGACACAGCCACUACAGCCAGUGGUACUACUGCAAGUGAUGGAGGUGAUCAUGAUCCUGUCACCAAAACACAGAGUGACGAUAUCCCGCCAGUUACCCCCAAACCGGAGACCACAAGUGCCAAUAAUGCUUUGCCUGCUCCAACCAUUACAGAUUUUCCCGAGGGACUUGCUCCCUCAACUGUCACCGGCCACCCUGAUUGGGUAUCCAACACUUGGAUCACAACAUCGGAUGAUUCUGGUCCGACUGUUGUUCCAGUCCUUGUUGGGUGCCCUAUCUGCGGCGGAAAGGGCUCAGACAUUGUGUUGUUUGGGUUUCCCAAGGUAGCUGGUAGUUGGUUCAAGCUCCCUGGCCUUCCUAAGUUCAAGUUUCCUUGCAUACCUCCUGUUUGCACGAGUGCUCCUGAUACAUCCGACAACGAUAACGACGACGACGAUGAAAAGAAGUCUUCCUCUGCUACGUGUACUGAAAUGGCUACUGUUACCGAUUGUUUUGUUGCUUGUACAACAUAUACAGGCCCAGCUGGCAGCACCAUCACGCCGGAAUGUCAAACAACAUGCACCAAGACACACACUGGAUGUGAUGUGGUAGGAACAACCACUACAUCAUCUGCUGCAGCAUGCGGCCCUUCAGGAAGCAAUUCAUGCAAGUCUUGUCAGCUGGAACUAGUGGCCGAGGCAGAAACUGAAGAGUCGGAAGAAGGCGGCCUUGAGCGAAGAGCUGUUCAAAAGCUCAAGGAGAUUGGAGGUUGCAAUGGAUUCACCAUGCCCUCGUUUCCCGACUAUCCUGGAGGAAACCUCGUGUUGGACAAUGACGCCGAUAUCAUUCCCAAGAACUCUCCCUUGAAAGACAUCAAGAGAUGGUGGUUCACCACUCCGGGCAAAAACUGCGUCCCUGAAUUGAAGGGCCAUCUUACGGCAGCCGAGGCCAAAUCGCGUGUAGCCAGUAAAAAUGGAGUUUCUAUAGACCACGUUUACGAGAAGAGUAUGCUCCUUGAUUUCUUCCGAGAGAUCAUCGAUAAGAACGGGCCCGACAUUAGGGGACUGAGCGAUGGUACUGCUCAAAAGAAGAUCAAUUGCGAGGACAUGAAAGCUUACGGUGGCGUGGACAGCAACAAUAACCUUCUCCAGAAGGUGUUUAAUGCUUAUCCCCAAUCCAAGGACAGCAACAACAAGCAGAAUAACCCUACUGCUGUUAGAGCGGCAAAAUACCUCGAUGACAUGAUUGCGAUGGACCAAUGGACUAAUGGUGUUGCAAAGGGACAUACAUGCAAUUUCGACGUUGUACGAAAGCAGGCUGACAGCUUGGUUUCGGCCGCAAAUGAUGUCACCGCUACCACGUCCGAGGGUGACGCCAACACUCGGAUUGAGAAUAAGAUUAACGAACUCGAGAAACUGGCUAUCGGUAUCGAGAUGUUUAGUGUUCCUGAGGCACUGGAGGCUAUGGUGAGACAAAAUCAACGGCUCUACUCAAGAUUUGUGGAUAUGGAUAACAACGCCAAAGGCUGCAUGAACAACGAUGCGGUAAAGAACGGUAUCUGGUCAUUCGCGGAUGCGUAUAAGAACUUCAUGGCCAGCAGAUUCGAUGGCACAGAAGCUUGGUCCAUCAACGCUGCAGUGAAGUAUGCAAAGACAAAGAUUAUCGAGAAAGUGACAUCCGACUUGAAUGAAGCUCCGAACGUGGCGGCAGCAAACCAAGACGAAUGGGACGCCAAGGUUGAUACGUGGAAGGCCAGACUGAGCCACAAGGCUGGUCUUGAUAACGAGAAGUGGGGAGUACCUGUGCCCGACUGGAAGUGGGACAUUGUCGCCAAGCGUGAUGGCGAUGGACUCUCUUGUCAACGUCCUGUCCCAAGCGAAACUUCCUCCGAGGAGCCUACGACCUUUUUCACUUCUGUCAGGACAUCUUCGGAUGAUUCAAACACCGAGAAGUCGUCUUCAGAAGAGAUGCCGUCUUCAACUGAGAUGGCAACCACUACGACAAAGUCUGGUCCCACGAUUGGUCAACGGCCCGGUUGGUGGACGGAUGCUCCCACUCUAUCUGACCGUAUCCCUCUUACUAUCUCAACCCCUGAUGGUAGCUCUUGUACCAAGACAGUAACUGAGAGCAUGUGCAAUCAGGGGGUUGGUGUUGGCCACGGACAGGCUUGUGUGACUCACUCAAGGUGCGAGGCAUGGGUGAACACCAAGACCACCAGCAAGCCGAGCCCCAGUCCUACCGCGAACAGUCCAAAGUUCUCCGACAACUACACCCGCUGUAACGGUCGUGACGGCCAGGUUUCAAGCCCUAACGCUAUCACGAAUGCUGCUCAGUCCUUCUGCCGGGACGUGGUUGUUAAGAACAAGAAUAAUGGUUAUUAUUGGUCCAAUGAUAAGCUGGAGGGAAAGAAGCUGCCUUCAACUGGAUAUCACUUCAAGGUUGAGUUCUCUGUUGCGAAGGGCUGUCUGUGGAAGGCGGAUUACAACGAGUGUAUGCGUUAUUUCCAGGUUCCCAUCGAUUCUUGCAACCGUAAUAAUAAGGGGGAGAAAGUAGGUGGAUGGGUCAAGAAUAACUGUAUCACAGCUAUCAUUGACCCCAAGCGUGGUAUUUAG
Messenger RNA from Fusarium pseudograminearum CS3096, 3144 nucleotides. RefSeq lists its product as uncharacterized. Bases 1 to 3144 code for a protein of 1047 amino acids. The record is from RefSeq and is a predicted model, not a curated record. NCBI's taxonomy places the organism in Eukaryota, Fungi, Ascomycota, Sordariomycetes, Hypocreales, Nectriaceae. The transcript has 4 exons.